AGCUCAUUGCAAAAUGGCGACGCAAAUGGAGAAAAAAUUAUCAGAGCUUAGAGUGGUAGACCUGCGACAAGAGCUAGAGAAACGAAAAUUAGAUAAAUCUGGCGUUAAGGCAGUACUACUUGAACGACUUCAAAAGGCACUAGAAGAUGAAGGUAAAGAUCCAGAAGAAUUUCAGUUUGAGGUUUCUGAUGCAACACCCAAGAAGCCAGUGGAGGUUUCCACUAAAAGGACACCAACUCUGAACAAAACACGUACAAAAGACAAAGAUGAGGAUGGAGAUGAGGAGGAAGAGGGUGAGGAAUUACAGGAUGUGACAGUUGACGCUGACGGGGAUGUAGCCGAUGAUUCCGGAGCCAUGGAGUUGCUCGAUCUCUCCGAAGAAGAUGAAACAGAAGCUGAAAAUAAUUGUACUAUUGAUGAUAGUAUCCUGGAUAAUACACCAACUGAAAAUGGUGAUGUUUCUAUGGAAACUGAUGAACCACUGAAAUUGGAAAAUGGUCCUGAAGAAAGUGCUAAAAAUGGUCCUGAAGAAAGUGCUGAAAAAAGUGUAGAAGCAUUUCAAGAUAGUGGUAUUAACAUCGAACCUGCCGUUCCAGUCAAGCAAGAGACUGGUGUCAAAAUUGAAGAGGAUAAAGCCGACAGCAGUGUGAAUCCAGUGGAGGUGGAAAAAAAAUGUGCACCCAGUGCGGUAGAGGUAAAUGCCCCAGAAGUGAAGCCUGCUCCAGCCGUGGUGAAAAAAGAAGAGGCUACGUCAGUCAAGAAAGAUACUCCUUCGUCCAAACCAGCUGUUGAAACUAGUCCAAAGUCUUCCCAACAACAAGUAUUAACAGGUCCCCCUCGAUCAAAGCCAGCAGGCACUACAGCUAAGACGACAACUACUACAACAGGUACAACAACAGCCGCACCACCAAAAGCAGAUGUUGCUGAAAUAUCUCUCUUUGCCGAGAGCAUUGAUGAUUCGUUUGAUGUCCGAGUCGACGACACCCAAGUGAGUGAAAUUGAUGCCGACUUAUUAGGAACAGAAAAUGAAAAAUCCACCGAAAAACAGCCUGAGGCUAUGGAUACCACAGGAUCUGGCGAUGCCAAUGUGGUCCAGAAAGAAAAUGGAGAAACGACAGUCGAAACGAAGCCUGUUGAAGUAUCAAGUGACAAGAAGACGUCCGAUGACAAGGAAGAGGUCAAAAAGGAUGAUAAAGAUUCAAAACCUGCCAAGAGUGUUGUUGCAAAUAAAGAUGCAAAGCCAAAGGAUACGAAAGCGAGCCUGAACAGUCGUAACUUGUGGGUGAGCGGCCUGUCAUCAAACACACGAGCUACUGAUCUCAAGUCUUUGUUUACCAAGUAUGGCAAAGUGGUUGGUGCCAAAGUAGUGACCAAUGCCCGAAGUCCUGGUUCUCGUUGUUAUGGCUUUGUGACAAUGUCGUCAUCGGAGGAAGCGACCAAGUGUAUUCAGCAUCUUCACAGGACCGAGUUACAUGGCAAGAUGAUUUCAGUUGAAAAGGCUAAAAAUGAACCAGGUGCCUCAAGUAAAGCUGCUGUGAAGAAACCAGAGGAGAAGAAAACUGUGUUGGUUAAAAAAGAUGACAAAAAAGAAGUGGAAAAGAAAGAAGUAGUGAAGAAGGUUGAGAAGAAGGACGAACGCCGACGUUCGGGACCCCCCAGCAGGCGUGACGAUCACCACAGUCCUAGGAGCGUCAGUGGGGGUCACAGGGACUCGAGAGCUCAUCACAGCAAACCUAUAGUAAAAAAACCUACUACCACUACUGCUACUAAAGGCAAAGAAAAGGAAGAAAAAGAUAAAAAGGAUGCAUCUUUGACCAAAGAUGUUGCUCAAAAGAAGAAAGAGGAAGAAGUGAAUGCAAGUGAGAGUGUUGAAAAGAAAGAUGAGGAGAAAAAGGACGAACACGAAGAUGCUGAGAAGAAACCCAAUGAUAAUGCAGAGAAAUCUGACUCCAAGGAGCCACGGUCGGAAUCUAGUCGAUCCCACAGCAGAGGACUGAGUAAAGAUCGAAAAGAUAUUUUGUCCUUUGAGAAAAUUAAGGCUGAACGCGAGAGGGAGAGACUUAAGAACCGAGAACGUCGUCUGCGUGAGGAGGAGCGCCGUAGAUUGGCCAAACUUGAGCGGGAGAGACUUCGCCAAAAACAGCUGCACAUAAAACAACGGGAAGAGGCGCUCAGGCUGGAGAAAGAAAAGGCCAAAAUUAGGUUGGAAAGAGAAAGACUUGAGCAAGAGCGAAUUGCUGCUGAUCGCCUUAGACUGGAGAGGGAAAAGUUUGAAAAAGCAAAACAAGAAUUGCUGAGAUUGGAACAACGCAGGUUGGAAGAAGACAGGCGAGCUAUUAAAAGACCAUUUGAAGGUCGAUCCAGCAACAGGGAUGACUACUGGGGAGAAGUUAAAAGAUCAAAUACCUCUGAUAACAGAUUUGAAUUUACUGCAGAGAGGAGUCGAGGUGACGUAGGUUUUGAACGCAGGGUUGAACGAUAUGAUCGCCGCGAUAGAAUGUCUGAUGGUGGAAGUAACAUGAGAAAUGACGGUCGCCGUGAGAGAGACGGCAGGGAGCACCAGUCUGAAAGGUUCCGUGGCGAUCGUAGAACCAACACGCUCGUGAGUCGCGGUCACAGUCGUGAAGGAGUUAGAGAAACUGAUCGUGAUCGCUCAGACAGGCGUGACCGUGUCCGAUCACCGGCUCAUCAUGACUCACGGUCAGAGUGGAAGUCGGAGAGGGUUAUGCAGGCUAAUGAUAGGCGAGGAAAUGCUGACACCCGAUUGGUUGUGUCUGGAGGUCGUGACCCAUGGCAAGGUGGUCAGGGUGGUAUGGUGAUGCAAGAUGACAGGAGUCGCAGCAAAGUGUUAGUAGGAAGAGACGGAAUGUCCAAUGCUGGCCGAUCUCAGGGUAGUUCUUGGGGAGUGGGGACUAAUGAUAGAGGGAAGAUGGACAACAGUUGGGGUCAUAGCCAGAUGGAUCAUCAGCCCAUGAGGAACCAGGGAGCCGACCGAUGGGUCACCAACAUGACAUCGCAGCACGACCGUGGUGGUGGUGGUGGUGGCUACACCAUGGGUGGAACGAUGAUGGGUGGCAUGGGACAAAACAUGUACAUCGCCCCGACGCAGCCACAGGGCAGCAAUAUGAUGAUGAUGGGCAGCAUGGGGCGGCAGCAGGAUACGCGCUUUAUUCAGAGUAACACUAUGAGGAGGUUCUGAAACAAAAAAACAGUGAUUUGACCCGUGUGGAACAUCAUUGAAGUGAAACUGUAUGGACAUUUACUGACUGAAUGGAGUGCAGUUGAAACUAGGUGAAGAAUGUUGCACUGAACUCUGUUGGAACUAGGUGAAGAAUGUGACACCGAAGCCUGUUAGAACUAGGUGAAGAAUGUUACACUGAAGCCCAGUUAUCACUGAAGCCUGUUAUAAAUGUUCAUUCAUAAAAUAGUGCAGCUCUCAUUCAUUGUUUGCAUAUUUGUUUGGAAAUCCUAGAUGUUUUCGAUGGUGCAAGCCAGAUUUUGUGAUGUAUUUUAAUUGUUAUUGAUAGCUGAAGAGAAUGGCUUUUGCUGAUGAACCUGUGGUUAUUUAAUAUGGUCUGAUGGCACAAGAAACAUUUUAAAAGUUAACAUUGUUUAACUCAAACAUGACAUUACAUCGCAUUCAUUUUUUUUUUUUUUUUUUUUUUUGUAACUGAUAUCAUGCUAUAUAGUUUUAGGUCAUUGGAAGUUUAUCUUUCUAAUAGCGUUGUCCAUCAUGUACUUUUUAAUCUUAGAUUAAUUCAUUAAUAAUUUUCACAAUGUGAGGUUGAUGGUACAGUUAAAUCAAAUAAGACGGAAAUAUAUAGAAACUAAUUUGAAUGAUAAACAAUAUCAUUUUGUUGUGAUUGUUUGAUAAACCUAGUCUAGAAUGAUAAAGACCAAACAAUUCAAGUGUCUAACCUUUUGCAUAAGGGUAUUUGAUGCAUGUCAUCAUGUUAAGGGUUUGGUUGCAUUCAAAGUAAAACUUGUUUACAUCUCAAUACUUGAGAUCUGACCUAAAAUUAGGCAUAAAAAUAAUUAUUUUGAAAUAAAAAUGUUUUUGUUGGCUGUUAAAUGAUACUAAUAAAUAUUACUCUUCAUUUUUUUAAAUCACUUUUAAACUGUUAAAUUGCACUGAUUUCUUACUGAAAUAAUCAAAUAGAAAGCAGUAGUCGACAGUUAAAAAUGAAUUAUCGUCCUUUCUUCCCAUGGUGCAUUGAAAUGGCUGAAUGUUAAAUAAGUACAUUUUAUAUUGUGUUGAGAUUUUUGAAUGGUAAAAGUGCUUGUGUGCGUUUAAUUUUUGUAUAUGAAUGCCUGUAAUUGUUAAUUAUUUACUUGUCAUUUUGAAUAAAGUAAUAUUUUUAUGAACUAAAA
This is a messenger RNA of Gigantopelta aegis, 4371 nucleotides long. Its product is annotated as scaffold attachment factor B2-like. Gene Ontology annotation, cellular component: nucleus. The transcript has 20 exons. The coding region runs from base 14 to 3199 and encodes 1061 amino acids. NCBI's taxonomy places the organism in Eukaryota, Metazoa, Mollusca, Gastropoda, Neomphalida, Peltospiridae. Gene Ontology annotation, biological process: regulation of mRNA processing; regulation of transcription by RNA polymerase II. The record is from RefSeq and is a predicted model, not a curated record. Gene Ontology annotation, molecular function: RNA binding; sequence-specific DNA binding.